Messenger RNA from Penicillium riverlandense, 2121 nucleotides. Its product is annotated as DNA-directed DNA polymerase IV. Lineage: Eukaryota; Fungi; Ascomycota; Eurotiomycetes; Eurotiales; Aspergillaceae. Bases 1 to 2121 code for a protein of 706 amino acids. Gene Ontology annotation, cellular component: nucleus. Gene Ontology annotation, molecular function: DNA-directed DNA polymerase activity; DNA binding. The transcript is spliced from 4 exons. Gene Ontology annotation, biological process: double-strand break repair via nonhomologous end joining. The record is from RefSeq and is a predicted model, not a curated record.
AUGGCGGGGGAGGCCCCGAAUAAGAAACACUUCUUCCAAGCCCUGGACCUCUUGGAAAGUCCGGACAAGGAUGCUCAGAAUGAAGAAGAUGCCCGCCUGGAACUUCUGAUAUCUGGUUCGAGAGGCCACAGUCUUUCAAAAUCGACUGCAUCUCGUCGGCCGAAUCCAGUCAAGCUUCCCCGGGCAAAUUCAGACCCCCAGCCUUCUUCCACCGACCAAGAGCUCCCAAGGAUCGGCAUCUCUCACGAGAAUAUCUCUUCGAGACCCACUGACCCCAAAGUGCCGCGUGUGAAACGCUCCGCGACGACAGGCACUAUGUCUGGAACCAAGAUUGGCGGCCCUGCAGCGAAGAAAAGAAGAGUGAGCAGUGUCAAGUCCAUUCCGGCAGAGCAGCAGAUCUUCAAGGAUCUCGUUUUUUACUUCUUCCCCAAUAACGACAUCUCUCCGCUUCGGCGACUGCGUAUCCAGCGAGCACAGGAGUAUGGUGCCCAACGAGCGAGCGAAUGGGGCGCCAAUGUCACUCAUGUGAUCGUUGAUAAGGGCUUGACCUUUCAUGAUCUCUUGACACAUCUCAAGCUCGAGUCGUUUCCAGUAAAUGUAAUUGUGGUCGAUGAAUGCUACCCAUCAGACUGCAUCAGAUUUCGCUCGGUCCUCAGUCCAUCUCACGCUCGAUUCCAUGUUGGUGGGACUCCCGGGCUUAUUGAAGAUCAAGGCCCUCCUGCCGUGGGUGAACCAACCAUUCCUGGCUCUUUACCGUUGAAACUCUCGAAAAGAGAACGUGCCCAACUACCGGAACCUUCUCAUAUGCACGACAGUGGUGGGAACUCGCCAGUUGUUCGGAGUUCCCCGGCGGCCGUCACUGAGCAAGUACAGCAGUCCGACAUCAGCACAGCCCUUCGUGAGCGGGAUUUGCUAGACGAUCUAAUCGAAGAGGCUAAAGCGACAAGACAUCUUCCCUUGGAUCCACUUGACUUCCCCGACGACGAGCCUACAGCGGAGACAUCUGAUGCCGAGUCCCGGGAGUCAGACUACGAAUUAGACAAACAGCAACCAAAUGUCUCUCAAGACAAGGCGGCUGAAUCCUGGACCAAAAACUUCUCCUGCAUGCAAAAGUAUGAGCCCAAUUUGCGAACUCAUAAUCCGAACAACAGGACCAUCGAAGUCCUCCAGCAGAUGUUAGACUACUAUACGCGGACUGCCGAUCACUGGCGAGUUCUCGCCUAUCGCAAGGCGAUCAAUGCCCUUCGAAGACAACCGAAGACAAUCGUGACACGCACGCAGGCUCUAUCGGUCCCCGGCAUUGGGACGCGCCUGGCCGACAAAAUCGAGGAAAUUGUCCUCACCAACCGGCUUCGUCGUCUUGACAACACCAGUAGCACUACCGAGGACCUGAUCAUCCAGGAGUUUCUCGGGGUGUACGGUGCGGGUCUUUCUCAGGCCUCCAAAUGGGUUGCGCAGGGCUACCGGUCGCUCUGCGAUCUACGUGAGAAGGCGUCCCUGACCAAGAACCAGCGUAUCGGCGUGGAGCGAUAUCACGACUUUGCGCAGCGUAUUCCUCGCAAGGAGGUCGAGGCUCACGGGGAAAUUGUUCGCCGGGCGGUCCAGCAGGUCGACCCCGAUAUCCUGGUGACCAUCAUGGGCUCGUACCGCCGAGGGACAUUGGACUCGGGGGACAUCGAUCUCAUGAUCACCAAGCCCGAGGCCACUCUAGAACAGAUUCGGACGUUGAUGAUCAACACCGUCGUCCCGCAGCUGUUCCAGGACGGGUUCUUGCAGGUCGGCCUGGCCACCACGUCGCGACAGGACGGAUCCAAGUGGCACGGAGCCUCCACCAUUCCUGGCAGCAACACAUGGCGACGACUCGAUCUGCUGUUUGUGCCGGGGGACGAGAUCGGGGCUGCACUGAUCUACUUUACCGGUAAUGACAUCUUCAACCGUAGUAUGCGGCUGCUGGCGCGUAAGAAAGGGAUGUGUCUGAACCAGAAGGGGCUCUACACCGAUGUGCUGAGGAAUGGACAGGCCAAGCUAAAUUCUGGUCGGCUGGUGGAGAGCCGAGAUGAGCAGCGUAUCUUUGCGACUCUGGGGGUUCCGUGGCGGCCUCCGGAGCAUCGCAUCUGCUAA